Messenger RNA from Staurois parvus, 502 nucleotides. The record is from the annotation of a GenBank genome assembly. Lineage: Eukaryota; Metazoa; Chordata; Amphibia; Anura; Ranidae.
CCUCUCCUCGGCCUGAAGCCUCUACUCGGCCUGAUGCCUGUACUCGGCCUGAUGCCUGUACUCGGCCUGAUGCCUGCCAGUUGACUCGAUGCCCGCUGUUGAUCCAGAUGAUCCGGUACCUGAUCCGGUGCCCGCUGUCGUGCCAAUUGACUCAGAGCCCACUGUCGUACCUAGUGACUCGGUGCCCACUGCCUUGCCAGAUGACGCGGUGCCCGCUGGCAAGCCAAAUGACCUGAUGCCUGGUGACCUAGUGUCCGCUGUCAUACCUGAUGACCCGAUGCCCGCUGUCGAGCCAGACAAUCCGGUACCUGAUGACCCGGUGCCCACUGUCGUGCCUGUUGACUCGGAGACCACUGCCUUGCCAGAUGACGCGGUGCCCGCUGUCGAGCCAAAUGAACUGAUGCCUGGUGGCCCGCUGCCUGCUGCUUCGCCUGGUAAUCCGAUGUGCCUCUGCCCGGAGUCCUGCCCGAUGUGCCUCUGCCCGGAAUCCUGCCCGAUGUGC